Messenger RNA from Geosmithia morbida, 2550 nucleotides. RefSeq names its product alpha-glucuronidase. The transcript has 2 exons. Gene Ontology annotation, cellular component: extracellular region. Gene Ontology annotation, biological process: xylan catabolic process. Bases 1 to 2550 code for a protein of 849 amino acids. Gene Ontology annotation, molecular function: alpha-glucuronidase activity. Lineage: Eukaryota; Fungi; Ascomycota; Sordariomycetes; Hypocreales; Bionectriaceae. The record is from RefSeq and is a predicted model, not a curated record.
AUGAAGCCACUUUAUGCAUUUGUUGGACUACUCGCAGUAGUCAGAGGAGAAGAUGGCCUCGAUGGUUGGCUUCGAUAUUCUAGACUGCCCGACAGUCUAUUAACUGACGAAAACCUUGAUUCGACCCCUCGAGUUAUCGUCACCCUGAACGCGACAAGUGGCGGUCCACUAGAGACGGCCGCUAAGGAACUUCAGACAGGCAUACAAGGGAUCCUUGGAUUGGACUUGAGCACUGAUUCAAACUCUUCCACAUGGGAAGCCUCCAGGAGUAUUAUUCUGUCUACUGCAGAUUCCUACGACAAUCUCCGCAGCGAGAAUUCUAUCUCAGUCACCAAGUUGGAUGGGCUUAUCAAGGAUGGAUUUUACUUGAGCAAUAUUGGAGAGAAUGUCUACAUCAUUGGGUCCAACGAGCGUGGCGCUCUUUACGGCGCAUUCGAAUACCUAUCCAUGCUGGCGCAGGGAAAUUUCAACAAGGUAGACUACAUCACGAAUCCCGACGCACCCAUUCGAUGGGGCAACCAAUGGGAUAACCUCUGGGACAAUGGAACGCAUGGAAGCAUCGAGCGUGGCUAUGGAGGCGACUCCAUCUUUUUCGACGGAGUUGGCUACGUGAGAGAGGAUCUAUCCCGCGUUCCCCUGUUUGGCCGGCUUCUCGCCUCGGUCCGUAUCAACGGCCUGAUCAUCAACAAUGUCAAUGCCGACGCCACUAUCCUCAGUGACAGGAACCAGGAGGGUGUUCAGAGAGUCGCUGACCUCCUCCGGCCGUGGGGUGUACAAAUUGGGCUCUCUUUGAACUUUGCGUCUCCCAAAGACUUUGGAGGACUCGAAACCUUUGAUCCCCUCGAUAAAGGUGUCAUCAACUGGUGGCAAGACAUCUCGGAUUCGCUGUUUAAGCGUAUUCCCGACUUCCUUGGAUAUCUUGUCAAAGCUAGUUCCGAAGACCAGCCCGGCCCUCUGUCCUAUAACCGGACCUUGGCAGAGGGCGCCAACAUGUUUGCGCGUAGCGUUCAGCCAUAUGGAGGGCUCGUCCUGUUCCGCGCCUUUGUGUACAACCACCAUUCUGAUUGGAACGACUGGUACGCCGAUCGUGCCAAGGCAGCGGUUGAAUUCUUUGGAGGCCUUGACGGGAAAUUUGACGACAAUGUUGUCAUCCAGAUCAAAUAUGGGCCCAUCGACUUUCAGGUCCGCGAAGCCGUGUCGCCCUUGCUUUCGAAUUUGACGCAGACAAACACGGCCAUCGAACUCCAAAUCACGCAAGAAUACCUCGGACAGCAAUGUCACCUGGUGUAUCUUGCACCACUUUGGCAAGAUGUGCUUGGUUUUGAUAUGCGAGUGGAUGGAAAGGAGUCAUAUGUAAGGGACAUCUUGUCAGGAAAGGUCUUUGAACGCCCGCUCUCUGGAUACACAGCCGUCAUCAAUGCUGGGAUGGACUCUACAUGGAUGGGUAGCCACCUGUCCAUGUCCAACUUUUACGCAUUUGGCCGUCUGGCCUGGGAUCCCAAGCUUGACUCUGCCGAGAUUCUGGAGGAUUGGACCCGCCUGACAUUCGGUCUGGACGACAAUAUUCGCGAGGUCAUCACCACCAUGUCUAUGAAGUCGUGGACGGCAUAUGAGAAUUACAGCGGAAAUCUGGGCAUUCAAACCUUGACAGAUAUCCUUGGUCUGCAUUACGGCCCGAAUCCUGCAUCCCAGGAUAACAAUGGUUGGGGGCAGUGGACAAGAGCAGAUCACAAGACCAUUGGUAUGGACCGCACCAUGUGGAACGGUACAGGAUACACGGGGCAGUAUCACGACGAGGUUGCCCAGAUGUACGAGAACAUCGAAACGACGCCUGAUAACCUGCUUCUGUGGUUUCAUCAUGUGCCUUAUACCUUCAAGCUUCACUCAGGCAAGACUGUGAUCCAGCAUUUCUACGAUUCACACUACGAUGGAGCCGAAACUGUGUCCCAUUUUCACAAAGCGUGGGAAAGUUUAAAGGGUAUCAUCGACGAAGAGCGUUAUGAAAAGCAGCUGUACCGCCUCAAGUACCAGGCCGGACACUCUAUCGUGUGGCGUGAUGCCAUCAACGAGUUCUACCGCAACCUGUCAGGUAUCCCCGACGAAGCCGGCCGUGUACGGAAUCACCCCUGGCGUAUCGAAGCUGAGAACAUGACGUUGAGCGGCUACCAGCCUGUCAGUGUCACGCCAUUUGAAACAGCAUCGAAAUACACUGCUAUUGUGACAAACGCGACCGGUACAGCCACGGCCGAGAUCCCAUUUGAAGACGGAGUGUAUAACUUGGCCAUCAAUUAUUUUGAUACUCCCAAGGGGAAGUCAACAUAUGACGUCAGUAUCAACGGUCACAUCGUUGGAAGGUGGGUGGGUGAUGCAGAGGAUCAUCUUGGAAAGGUGGGGAGUGAGUACCUGGACGGAGAUUCUGCCAUCCGCAUCACGUUUGAGAACAUCACAGUCUCCAAGGGUGAUAGGCUUCAAAUCAGAGGCGUCACCGACGAGGGAGAGCAGGCACCCCUGGACUACGUCUCUCUUCUUCCCCAAGGUGUUGUGGACUAG